This is a messenger RNA of Trichoderma citrinoviride, 554 nucleotides long. RefSeq lists its product as hypothetical. The coding region runs from base 34 to 540 and encodes 168 amino acids. NCBI's taxonomy places the organism in Eukaryota, Fungi, Ascomycota, Sordariomycetes, Hypocreales, Hypocreaceae. The record is from RefSeq and is a predicted model, not a curated record. The transcript has 4 exons.
CCUUAACAGUACACUCCAACUCCCGCCGUCAUCAUGUCCAAGCAAGAUCCCGCUGAGCAGGUUCGCUUCCUGGUGUCCUGCAUUGGCCACACCACCAAUGGUCGACCCGACUUUACUCUCGUCGCUCAGGAGCUUGGAAUUGUGACCAAGGCUGCCGCUCAGAAGCGUUAUGAGCGAAUGCUCAAGGCCAACGGAGUGAGCGCCUCUUCCAAGGCCUCGUCCAAGGCCAGUGCCGACGACGAUGUCACCACUCCUGCUUCCACUCCCGUGAAGCGCAAGCCUGCUGCUGGCGAUGCCGGCAGCGCCAAGAAGAAGGCCAAGGGUACCAAGAAGGAGGAGAGCGACGACGACAUGAAGGACGUGAAGCCGGUCGUCAGGGCCCGCGCUCCGAGGACCCCCAAGAAGGAGGUCAAGAAGGAGCCAAAGGAAGAGCCUGCCUCUCCCGCUUCUGUGCAUAGAAAACUCUUGGGAUUUGGAAACAUAUAUGGCUUAGUUGGAGAGAGGUUGAGUGCGAUAUUCGGACGUCAUGAGGCAGCAUAAUUGCCUAAACAUGU